Messenger RNA from Magnolia sinica, 2687 nucleotides. RefSeq names its product glucose-1-phosphate adenylyltransferase large subunit 1-like. Gene Ontology annotation, molecular function: glucose-1-phosphate adenylyltransferase activity. Gene Ontology annotation, biological process: glycogen biosynthetic process. The record is from RefSeq and is a predicted model, not a curated record. The coding region runs from base 655 to 2235 and encodes 526 amino acids. NCBI's taxonomy places the organism in Eukaryota, Viridiplantae, Streptophyta, Magnoliopsida, Magnoliales, Magnoliaceae. The transcript has 15 exons.
GAGAGAGCUAUUUGCUGUUUUGUUUUGAUGCGCAGGUGUUAACCUUUCUAUGGAUUGUUCUCCCCUCAAAUGCCAUGAAAGCCUGCAAGAAUUCAGAAAUCUUCUGCUCCAAUAGGCGGUGGAAAUUCAUGUAUAUAUGACUUAAAAAAAUUAAAAUUAAAAGAAAGUAGUAAUUGCAUUAUUUCUCGUGAAGGCUCACAUGCCUAUAAACCAACCAGCACCCUCUCCCCAUUAUUCACGCAAUCUCCUCCUUUCUCCCAAUCCAAUUCAACCCUUUCGGCGAUCCAAAAGCAUUUAAAUCACGCUUCUCAAAUACUCAUUUCGCAUAUACCGAAAAUUCGGUGUUUGUCCUCUCUGUCAUCCGGCUUCUUUCAGAUUACGCCCUUUUAAACUCUGCUUUAGUAUUUACGUCCCCUUUUCCCGACUUGGGUCUUUGAGUGUUUUGCUUACGAAGCUUGGGUUUUGAAGUUUGGUAAUACCAAAGCACUCAAAUCACAUUUCUCAAAUACCCAUUUCGUGUAUUGUCCUCUCUGUGAUCUUGGUUCUUCAGAUUCUGGCCUUUUAAGCUCUGCUUUUGUAUUUAUUCCCUCUUUUCCUGACUUGGGUCUUUGAUAUUUUUACUUAUUAGGCUUGGGCUCUGUGGUUGGAAGUGCAAUGGGUUCUUGUACUGUGAGCUUUAAGGCCAGCGUCCACCCGGUGCAAGUUAGCAAAGGUGACGUUGGCAAUGGAGAGAGUGGAAUUUGGGGGGAGAGGCUUAGAGGGAGUUUGAAGAGAGGCGUUUUGGGGUUCAAGAUGGGGAAGAGUUUGAAAAGCUGGCGUGGAAAAUGUAAAACUGCUGCUACUGUCUGUGUUCUUACAUCAGAUGUCAACAAAGAGAUUGUAACCUUUCAGGCACCAAUGUUUGGGAAGCGCCAGGCGGAUCCAAAGAGCGUUGCUUCGAUCAUAUUGGGUGGAGGUGCUGGUACCCGCCUUUUCCCUCUGACCAGCCAAAGGGCAAAGCCUGCUGUUCCUAUCGGAGGAUGCUAUCGGCUUAUCGAUGUUCCUAUGAGCAAUUGCAUCAACAGUGGCAUAAACAAGAUAUUCAUCCUCACCCAGUACAACUCUGCUUCGCUCAAUCGCCACCUUGCUCGUACUUACAACUUUGGAAAUGGUGUCAACUUUGGGGAUGGAUUUGUAGAGGUCUUGGCGGCCACUCAGACACCUGGUGAAACUGGAAUGAAGUGGUUCCAGGGCACAGCUGAUGCUGUGAGACAAUUCACAUGGGUCUUUGAGGAUGCCAGGAAUAAGAACAUCGAGCAUAUACUGAUCUUGCCCGGUGACCAUCUUUAUCGAAUGAAUUACAUGGACUUUGUGCAGAAGCAUAUUGACACGGGCGUUGAUAUUACAGUUUCAUGUGUACCAAUGGAUGACAGCCGUGCGUCUGAUUACGGAUUGAUGAAAAUAGAUAAGACGGGCCGCAUUAUCCAAUUCUCUGAGAAACCAAAGGGUGCUGACCUUCAAGCCAUGCAAGUUGACACCACUGUUCUAGGAUUGUCUAUGCAAGAAGCCAUGGAAUAUCCCUAUAUUGCAUCCAUGGGAGUGUAUGUUUUCAGAACAGAUGCUCUGCUAAGGCUUUUGAGGUGGAGGUAUCCAACAUCCAAUGACUUUGGAUCAGAAAUCAUUCCUGGUGCUGUGAUGGAACACAAUGUCCAGGCAUAUUUAUUCAAUGAUUACUGGGAGGACAUUGGAACAAUCAAAUCAUUCUUCGACGCCAACUUGGCCCUUACAGAUGAGGAUACAAAAUUCCAGUUUUAUGACCCAAUGACACCUUUCUUCACAUCACCUCGAUUCCUACCGCCAACAAAAGUAGAUAAAUGCCAGAUUCAGAAAGCAAUCAUAUCUCAUGGGUGCUUCUUGCGGGAAUGUAGCAUUCAACAUUCUGUUGUCGGUGUUCGCUCCCGCUUAGAAUACGGUGUGGAGUUAAAGGAUACAAUGAUGAUGGGUGCCGACUAUUACCAAACCGAAGCUGAAAUAGCAUCCCUGCUAGCAGAGGGAAAGGUUCCCAUUGGUGUUGGACGGAAUACCAAAAUCAGCAAUUGUAUCAUCGACAUGAAUGCUAAGAUUGGAAAAGACGUCGUCAUCCAAAACACAGAUGAUGUGCAAGAAGCAGACAGAUCAACAGAAGGGUUCUAUAUUCGAUCCGGGAUCACCAUUAUUCUGAAGAACUCGACAAUCAAAGACGGCACUAUCAUUUAGAAGCGUCCAUCAUCUUACAAUGGAGAUUUUCUUCUUUCUGGAGAUGAGUUUGGAAUGGUUGACACAACAAGAGCUGGUAUAUAAAUGUAGCAUAUGGCCACCACUCCAAUGAAAGACAACAUAUCCCUGCAUUUAGUCUAUAAUGAUAAUGAAGAAGCUGAAAGGUUAGUGGUCUUCUUAGUGUAACUUGCUUGUAAUAACACAAGAAGGUGGCAUCAAUGCUCUUAUGUAUAAAAUAUAAGUUUGUGAGUGUGGUAGGAAAGGCCUAAUAAGCAUCAGUUUGAUGGGUCACUUGUAUGGAAUAAAUCAGAGGGCCAUGAAUGCUUCUUUGUUUUGUACAGGGUAAGUUAUACUCUUAAUGAAGAACAUGUUGGAGGUUUUAGGCUUUGGUUAGUAAUAAUGAGAAUGGUUCCAUUCCUAUGUAGUCAUGUAAUAUAUCAUUUAUAGUUCUA